Vitis riparia (riverbank grape) is the source of this 858-nucleotide messenger RNA. RefSeq names its product wall-associated receptor kinase-like 6. Bases 1 to 858 code for a protein of 285 amino acids. NCBI's taxonomy places the organism in Eukaryota, Viridiplantae, Streptophyta, Magnoliopsida, Vitales, Vitaceae. The transcript has a single exon. Gene Ontology annotation, molecular function: protein serine/threonine kinase activity; polysaccharide binding. Gene Ontology annotation, cellular component: membrane. The record is from RefSeq and is a predicted model, not a curated record.
AUGAUUGCAGGGUUGGCUCUUGUGCUGAUCAGCUCCUUACCUGGGCUACUACAAGCAUCACCCCCUCCUGAAUAUCUGGUGAAGCCCACUUGUACCGACUUCAACUGCGGGAAUUUCACCAUUCCCUACCCGUUUGGUAUGGGAGAGGCCUGUUAUGCCAAUAGCUGGUACUCCAUCAACUGCAACCAUUCAAAACCCUUCUUAAACCAUACCCGCCUCAAUCUGGAAGUGUUGAAUAUAUCACUGGACUACCAAACGGUGACGGUUAACAGUCCCAUAUCUUCGUUGUGUAAAGAUACAAAGGAGGUGAUGACUGAAACGAAGGCAAGCAUCGACUUGAACCAAAGUCCCUUUUCGUUCUCAAGGCUAGACAACAUAUUCAUGGUGUUGGGUCGUUGCGGCGGUGCACGCCUCAUGGACAAAUCCAAUGAAGCCAUGGCAUUGGCAAGUUGUGAAGCGAUAUGCGAGAGUGGUUCUGUUGAUACUAAAAAUUGCUACGGCAUCAACUGUUGCCAGACCACAAUUCCACACGCAAAUAAUUACUUUCGUAACAACUACAGUGUGAAUCUUACGACAGAGAGUAAAGAAACGGGUUGUGUGACACAUGCUCUCAUGGUGGACGGAGACUGGUUUUCUCGCAACUUUUCGAGUCAAGAUGUUAUAAAAAUGGGAUAUGCUCCAUUGGUACUGGCGUGGACGAUAGAAGAGAAUGACGGGUACGCCAGCUCUCGCUGCAACCGCUCUCUACACUAUGACCUUGAUACGGGAACUUAUUCUCGGGAUCCUUGUACCUGCGGAUCGAAGACAGAAGGCAACCCUCACCUCAAAAAUGGAUGUCAAGGUACGCUUCUUUCUUAA